ACCAGGCAAGACGAAAGUAAAGAAGUGUUUAGGUUGUGUCGCAUAAAUUGUAGCUCAAAAAAUGCCUAAAAAAGCUAAGAAAGGAAAAGCCUCUAAAGGCAAGAAAGGAGGAAAGAAAGGCAAGAAGGAAGGCAAGAAGGCCAAAAAGGAAUCCGUUUUGAAAGAUGCCACAGCUAAUGCUAAGUUAUGGGAGACUAAGCUGACUGCAGUAGAAAAGUCCAGAACUGAAUACAGGGAGAAUGCCAAAAGAUUGUUGUAUGAAAAUGAUUCACUACAGCAACAAAUGACCCAGUCAGAGAGGGAUACUAUUGAUGUUAUUUCAUUCUUGAAGCAAGAGGACAUGAAGAAAGAUGAACAGGUAUCUCGUCUCAACCAAGCUUUAAAGGAAUUAAAAAGAGAAGCUCGUAAAGAAAGACAGGCACUAGUUGAUGAGUAUUCUCAACAAAUACACCAGUUACAAGAAGCCCUAGCAGAGAAAACUAAUGAGGUCAAGUUGAUGCAGUCAGAAUUAAAGUUAGUGAAAGAAUUCAGAAGAAAGAGAGCUCAAAUGCAAAAAGAGCUAGAUGAGAUCAAAGAAAGCAUGUUUGUAACUGAGAAACACCACAAAGGGACAUUGCAGCAAAUGGAGCAGAAGUUCUUUGAAGAAAAGGUUCGAUUACAGCAAGAAGCUAGUAGGAAGAUUGCAGAGUUAGCCGAGAGGGCCCAUUCUGAAGCCAUAAGCAAUCUAGAUGAGACAACUCGAUCUGUGUAUAAAGAAAAUGUUAGAAUCAAUGCAGCCCUUGAAUAUCAUGUUAAAGAAAGCCAAGAGCUGAAGAAGGAAAGAGAUAAAUUAUCAGAACUAAGCAAGGAGCUGUUGUCAGAAAAGGAGCUAAAUGGAAUAAUAGUACAAGAAAAAGUAGUUGAAUCUCAGAAACAAACCCAAUUAAUAGAAGAGCUGCAAGAAAAAGUGAAAACCCUUGAGCAAUCAUUAAGUCACCUAGUACGAGAGUUUGAAGCAGAGAGAGUAAAAAUUGUAGACAAUGCAGUCGUUGAGACCAAAAAUAGCAGGGCCGAGAUUGCUCGACUGCAAAGAGUAAUACAGCUGAAAACGAAGGAAAUGAAUAAAGUAAAAAGACUUGCUAAAAAUAUUCUAGACCAGAGAACAGAGGUUGAACAGUUUUUCCUGGAUUCACUAGAACACGUCAAGAAUGAGAUUGCUAGAAACCAAGCACAAUACAGACGCGAUGCACAAGCAGUAUAUCAACAGCGCAUGCUCGCAGCACAUGGAGGCCGGGCAGACUUUCCCAUGGUUCGUACAUUCAAUAAAUCUGAAACAAGCACUAACAAUGUGUUUGAUGAUCUCAAGAUGGCUGAGCAGUGGACUGGUAUGGAAGGGAAGAUCGACAUUGGAGAAUUGACUUGGGAACAGAGAGAACGUAUCUUAAGGUUGCUCUUCGCUAAAAUGAACGGCUACAAAGGGAAACGAAAGAAUAAAGUAUCAAGCUUGGGACCCAGCUUUCCAUCUACUGCAAAAGCAACCGCUGAGUCGACGAUAAAAGAAGAAGAGGACAGCACUUUUAUUACACAAGGAGGAAUAGAUCCAAAAGAAACAGGCAGCAGUCUGGUACAGCCAGCUCUACCAUCUCUUCCAGCACCAAAACCAGCUUCAGGAGCCACUGCUUGAUGGCUUAUUUCAAUAUCAACAUUGUAAAUAGGGUCUCAUAUAUUAUGUCUGCUAAUGACGAGUGUCCAAAAAAUGUUAAGAGAAUAGGAAUUGUGAAAGGUGUAAAGUAGAAGUCCUUAUUUUUGUAACAUCAGAUGGCACGCAAAUGUAUGAAAAUGUAAAUAUCGUUUGACGACAUCAGUAUUAAAAUAGUAUACCCACCA
Messenger RNA from Actinia tenebrosa (Australian red waratah sea anemone), 1866 nucleotides. RefSeq names its product basal body-orientation factor 1. Lineage: Eukaryota; Metazoa; Cnidaria; Anthozoa; Actiniaria; Actiniidae. The record is from RefSeq and is a predicted model, not a curated record.